Messenger RNA from Eurytemora carolleeae, 1775 nucleotides. RefSeq lists its product as uncharacterized. The coding region runs from base 264 to 1760 and encodes 498 amino acids. The record is from RefSeq and is a predicted model, not a curated record. The transcript has 10 exons. NCBI's taxonomy places the organism in Eukaryota, Metazoa, Arthropoda, Copepoda, Calanoida, Temoridae.
CAGCUUUCUGAAAUAUUGACAGAACUGUUAAGUUAAAUCCAUGUGAACCGUUGAUUUAUGUUGAAAAAUUCAAGUUCAUUUUGUCUAAAUGUAGUUUUUAAAUAAUUUCCAUAAAUUAUGACAGCGUAUGUUUUGUAUAGUCAUUUUGAUAAACUCUAAGUAUUCCAUGGAGCUAGGUUCUCUGCAGUACCCUGAGCCACAUACCGGAGAACAGUCCUACCGGAGACAAUUUUAAUAAAACUCAAAAAUUUAAAGAAAACAACAUGAUCACAAUAAACAAUACUGAAAACAACUUUAAUAGUCAAGAAACGACAAAUUUUACUUCGGAACAAGUCAAUAUCAGUCCCCAGGCUAAAGUCCAAGAAAAUACUAAAAAAUUUGAAAAUGAAACUUUUAAAAAUACCUCAUCCAGCCUUCUUAAAACCCCUACCGGUACAAAUACAAGUGAAGUAUUCUUUGAUAAAGAACAAUUAACGGAAGAACUUGAACCCUGGAGAAAUAUCAGUUUAACGCAGGAAGAAGUUAAAAAUAAAACUGGUUUUGUUAUCACAAAUAAUACAGAGGACAACAUAAACAACAAUGAAAGACAAGGAAGAAAUGCAAAACCAACAUUUGAAAUGAAAAAAGAAGGUUCUGAGGAAAGCCCAGGUUCAGGAAUAGAUGAGAUAAAAGGAAUUCUAGUUGAACCCCCUUCCCGUGGUUCACUUUGGAGGAAAGGUUUUUUUGCUCCGAAGAAUAUUUUUGAUGAUGAGACGAACUGCGGAGGAUUUAUUGAAAAGAGAAAGUCUGGUUUAUGUGGAGUAUGUGGAGACAGGUUUACGGAGAAGGUUCCUAGAGAUCAUGAAUCCGGAGGGAGGUUCGGACAACGGAUUAUAUCUCGGAACUAUCUCCAGGGGUCUUUAAUUUCUGUUAGAUUUGAGCCAACAGUUCCCCUAAAUACAUCCAGAUUAUUCUUCCAAAUUUCCAUCUGUAAACCGCACGAGGAUGGAUUAGAAGAGGAGACCUGUUUCCAACCCUUUGAAGGUGAGAUGAAUAAGCUCCGUAUCUAUGGAUCACAGCCCUACUCUACGCAGCACAUUGAUAUUGAGAUUAAACUGCCUCAACCCUUAGUCUGCUCCAGAUGUGUUCUUCGUCUCCAGAUACUUCGAGAUGCUGAAACCUGCUCCUGUGCUCUAAACCCUAGGGAGAUAAGCUGUCCCUGUGUUGGUGAGCUGGCAGAGUUAAGAUCCUGCUCCGAUAUUAGAAUAGUACAGAGGAGGUACACAUCGGUAGACACGCUUGACAGAGAAGAGAAGUUUUUCUAUGAUGAUUUUGAAUCACUGGUCGGAGAAGAGUUUAAGAGAACAAAGAUUGGAAAUCCCUACUCUGAGCCUCUGGAGGAGCUGAAGAAAGAAGAGAUCGGAGAUUCCUACUCCGAACCUAGAAAUUUCUUGGAGGACGGAGAUAAGUUCUCUCCGAGCAGGGAGGGAAAGAUCACGAGACCUGAUGAGACCCAGAGUGCUGUAUCUUUGUCUAGACAGCUAGAUCUGGAACUGGAGAAGGAUCCCCUUAUAUCUUUAGCUCAACUCCUCACUGAUCAAACUACCUCAAAACCUCUCAGGUUUCCAGGAGAUACAACCCUCCCAGUUCCCAGCACUACCCAGAGAAAUAAAUCAACAACCAGAAAACCAGUUUAUAAAUCUAAAAGUUGUAGUUCCAAAUCCACAGUCGGCGGUUUACUCUUUUUAAUCAUAAAUAUUAUUAUUUUUAUUGUUAAAUAAACUAAUGAAAACAGA